AUGGAAAAAAAGUUUUACUACUCGAAACAAAAAAAUUGUGUACACGAAGCAACAGCAGCGUGGAAUGGGUAUACAAACACAAACAAUCAGGAACACAAGACAGAAACACAAUCGCAACAAUUUGACUCGCCCGAAGAUUUGGCCGUAGUGCCCUCCAAUCAAAAGGCCAACAGCCAGGUGCAGCUGCCGGUGCAGCCAAAGCCUUUCUCCAACAACUCACGCCAUCGCAUACUUGAGGACUUGGCCGGCGAGUAUCAUCGGUUGGUGCGCAAUAUCGAGUGGCAUUUGCCGGGGGAAGCGGCCAAUUCGGGCAGACGCUUGGCAGCUGGCGCCAGCCAAGUGCUCUUCAGGUAUAGCCAUCAGGUCAGGGAGCCUGCGGACUGGCAGCCAGAUUUGCAGCAGGAUCUGGAAGAGGAGAGUGGCGAUUAUACCAUUGGAUUUGUGGAGCUGUUCCGCCAGCGUAUGCACUACGAUCGACUGGGCAUACCGGUAACAACACUAGAACUCAUCUACAUGGGAGAUCGCGAGCGCGAAUGGCGCCGACAGCAACGCAGUGAGCGUGAGCGUGAGCGAGAGAGGGAGCGGGAGCGGGAAGAGCUUGAGGUGGAGACCUGCCAGUUCCAGCAGCGCACAUGCCAGGACAGCUACACCCAAACUGAGGGCGAACGGAUCGAACUGGGUCAGCGUCUGGACGGCGGCUAUCGAGCACAGGAGGUCUGUGCGUGCGGCUACAUGGAACCGGAACCACCAACCCCAUGCGUUGAACUCUACUGUGCUGCCGACUUCAACGGCGAAUAUGACGAGCCUAUCCACGAGAUGGAGCCAUGGCAGCAGGCAUGCGAAGAUUUGCCUGCACUGGAGUUCUAUGAGCCGGUCGACCCUCCAAAUCCGUUGAGCCCGUACACUGGGCAGAGUCAGCAGGAUCGACCAUACGCACAAUCCAGUCAGUACUUUGAUAUGUUGCCGAUGCCGUCAAGGCAUUACCAUCAGCCGCUGUCGGAAGAGCAAGCGCCUAUCGAGCCGCCUUUUGAGCUGGAGCCGUACCAAAUUGUUGAUCCCAAUCCAGCGGAACGAUCGGUAGAUUGCGGCUGCUACAGCUGCCAGGCUAUGCACAAUGUGGAAAGCAUGAAUAGCAAGCGCUUGAUCAAUAGGACAGCGCCACCACCGCCGCCGCCGCCACCGCCGCCUAUACCACCGCCGCCACCACCGCCACCACCAACAGCAACAAGCCCAGCAAUAACACCAGGACCAGCUCCACCACCCCCACCACCACCAAACUAUGUAUUAGCCACAGCGCCGAAUGAGCGCAGCAGUUCGGCACAUCAAAAGAAGGGGGAGAAUGGAAUGCCGGAGAUGAAACGGGAUGCCAAAUCGAGCCAGAGCCAACUCAAGAAGCCACAUGCACCUGGCUUCCGCUAUCGCUAUCCAUCAAUAUCGAAUUACAGCGGCAAGCGGACACAAAGUCUGGAGUCCAAUGAUAAUGUCGAACUGACCCAUCGGCUGCGCCGCACGCCCAAAAUUGUGAAUCUGCCCGGCCGGGUGGCCGCCCAGCAGCAUGCGGCAAAGCGGUUCGCUAAAUGCCCGGCGCACAGUCUGGAUACCGCGGAUAAGGUGCAGCUGCAGGUGCUCUUGGCACCGUGCACACCUCGUUUGCUGCUCAACGAACAGAAUAUGUCCGGUCUGAUGAAAACCAAGCCAAUUGUCCACACAGAGACAUCGUCGCUGCAGCAGCUCGAUCAUGAGCUGGACGGCAUGCCAGAGAUACCGCAAGCAGCUGCUCAGCUGUCGUCCGAGUGGAGUGGCAUCAAGCACGGCUCGGCGGACACCCUAAACGAGGUGUGGUGCAAUCCGAGCGCCUUUGACAAGACUCGCCCACCCGGCGGCUUAUAUAGUCCGCGCGAGCGUAUCAAAUAUUUGCCAAUCGAUGCAUUGAAUGUUGGCCAUGUGGGCGCACCCAUCCUGGGCGAGGAGGCCGCACGCGCUGCCAUUGAGCGCUGCGCCUACUUGUCCCGGGAGUUCGACUGCCUAAGCCGGGAGCAGCGUGCCCAGGACAUUGCCUUGCGGCUGCGCCAGUUGCGUCUGUUUCAGGAUAAAGCCAGCCGCUAUUAUAUGCGCAUGCUGAGCGCCAAGGGAUCGGACGACUGCCGGAAGCCAAGCAUCGGGGACACAAGUGGCAUGCAGUUCGAGUGUCCACUACGCAUGCCGGGCUGUUCGCGGCUGCUUAACGAAUCGCUGCUGGCCCACUUUCUGGAGGUGCAUCUGAGUGAGCCGGGACUGGCCCUCAAUGAGAUCUACGAACGGGAUCAGGUGCUGAUCAUGUUCCAGCCGCGCUCCUUCAAGCGCUCGCAGAACGUCUGCCUAUCGAUGAUCGUCUAUGCUGGGUACAAGAAUAAACCCUUCGAGCUGCCACUCAAGCAUUACGCACACGUCUACAAUGCGGGCCUGCCCAAAGGCUAUGCCAAAUACACGGGUCACAUGCCCCUCUUUGUGAUGGCCUGUCGCACCCGACUGCAGGCCAAUGAGCGGACAGGCGGGCAGCCUCUGCAGCAAAAGCAGCAGCAGCAGCAGACGCAGGGAUCCACAGAUUUCCAUUCCGCAACGGCAAACGCAUCGAACGCCACAUCCGAGACCCCGUCUGCCGCUGAGGAGGUGCACAUGGGCGGUGAGAACGUAAUGGCCCUGUGGAUGGUCAGCUUGAAGCUGCCGCAGCCGGUGCACGUGCACAUGACCGUCUUCAAUCGGCGCGUCGACAUCUGCCGCAGCAGCAUUAUGCAGGUGCGUGGUCUCGACAAUUGUCACAAUUGCGAUCAGUUCAUGCUGAACAGCACGAACUAUAUGCGACUGACCGGACAGGACUUGCGUGUGCUUACCAAUGAUUACACAGAGCCCAUCUAUUUGGAGCUCUCUGUUCGGGAUUAUGCGAUACCCAUUACCCACGAUAGACCCAUCAAACUGCGUCCCACGCUGAUCCAAUGAUGUGAAAAUCCCUAAGCCCGAAUGGCAAAGACUCGGGAAGCGAAACUUUUAUGUAGUCCAUGCUCUCAACGAUUUGUUAACCAAAUUUUAUUGCAAUGUUUCUAGCUAGUAAAAAACUAACCAUAUUUGGCAUCAACAAUAAGUAACUAGUAAUAAAAG
Messenger RNA from Drosophila novamexicana, 3135 nucleotides. RefSeq lists its product as uncharacterized. The record is from RefSeq and is a predicted model, not a curated record. The transcript is spliced from 2 exons. Lineage: Eukaryota; Metazoa; Arthropoda; Insecta; Diptera; Drosophilidae. Bases 1 to 2976 code for a protein of 991 amino acids.